UGAACACUGAGCCAGACGAGAAUUGAAGCGGAUAAUCGCGCAAUAGAAAUGUUUGUGAAACUUGUUCUUCUCAUAUUUGUGAUCGGAACUGUUAGGGCCGUGACGGAGUGCGGGGUUCUGGACGAAAGUCGGCUGCAUGACAAUGAUCAAACAACAUAUCCCAAUGAGUAUCCAUGGGUGGGAUUACUAAUGAAUCAAGAUGGUGGUAGACUCACUCAUACUCGCUGCAAUGUUAUCAUUAUCCAUGAGUUGCAUGUCCUGACCACAGCUUCAUGUGUACGUAAAUUUCAAAAGCAACCACGUAAUGCCGCCGUUUUGCUUGGCAUAUACAAUGAGACCCAUACACCGGAUAACGAGUUUGUGUGCAAUGCAAAGGGAUUCUGUGUACCCGGACCGUUGCUAUUCCAAUUGGCCGAUAUUAAAAUCAAUCCCCUGGCCGACAAGGAUACAGGAGACAAUGAUCUGGCCAUUUUGAAACUAACAGAACCCAUCAACUAUACGCCGUAUAUUCUGCCCAUUUGCUUGGAAGGGGCGACCGAGCCCGAUUCUCUGACUAGUCGGAAUCUACCAUUUUCCGGAUUCACACAUUCCAACUAUCUCAGAGGCAAGGGCAAGGCAUUCAUUGUGUCGCGGCAGCAUUGCAAUUUGUUGACAUCAUCAAAGACACCGUGGCCGCAAAAUCAAUUCUGCGGUUUCCCACCAAAGACGACCAGAUUCUACGAGGCAACCGCCUUGAUGGGCGUCAAUGUGGUAAAAGAUGUACCCGAAAAUUUCUAUCUAGUUGCAAUUUUGGCCAAAAUGUAUAAGUCGGGCGUUGUUAAUACAAUGAUCUAUCAAGAUCUGCGACCAUGGCGCGAUUGGAUUAAAGAAAAUAUUAAAUCAUCUUAAAAUCAAGAUUGUUUUAUGCAUUUUUCUACAAAUAAAUAAAUACACACGA
This is a messenger RNA of Drosophila willistoni, 937 nucleotides long. RefSeq names its product serine protease 27. Gene Ontology annotation, molecular function: serine-type endopeptidase activity. Lineage: Eukaryota; Metazoa; Arthropoda; Insecta; Diptera; Drosophilidae. The record is from RefSeq and is a predicted model, not a curated record. The transcript has 3 exons. Gene Ontology annotation, biological process: proteolysis. The coding region runs from base 49 to 888 and encodes 279 amino acids.